Hevea brasiliensis (rubber tree) is the source of this 1081-nucleotide messenger RNA. Its product is annotated as F-box protein At1g61340. Bases 207 to 746 code for a protein of 179 amino acids. The transcript is spliced from 4 exons. NCBI's taxonomy places the organism in Eukaryota, Viridiplantae, Streptophyta, Magnoliopsida, Malpighiales, Euphorbiaceae. The record is from RefSeq and is a predicted model, not a curated record.
UUAUUUAUUACUAUUAUAUAUUCUAUUUGUAAUUUUAAUUACUGCCAAAGGUGGUCUUAAGGAGUGGAGUACUGUCGCUUCUGUGUUCAUUGUAAACGCAAUUUAUAAGGGUUUUACCUUAACAGGAUCACUUUCUCUCUCAAAUCUAGGGUUUAUAAAGAUUUGGGAAAGAUUUUUUAUUUGGAAUUUUGAAUAUUCGCUGGAAUAUGGCAUUGGGAAAGAGGUGUAAUUCAAUGAAGUCGGGGCGUGUUGGAUUUGAUUCUGAAGAAGGGUUUGGUUUAGGGUUGGUGAAACACACGCGAAGCUUUGGGAGGAAAAGGGUUUUAAUCGAUAACAUUACAGAUUCGAUGCUACUUGAUUCGCCUGUCAAAACUCCAUUGAAAAGGCUUUGCAGUCUAGAGCCUGAGAAAUCUGCGCUUGAAAGCCUGCCUCAGGAUAUUCUGAUUAGGAUUCUCUGUGGUGUGGAUCAUGAUGAUUUGAAGCAACUUUUCCAUGUAUCUACAGUAAUCAGAGAAUCUACUAUGGUUGCUAAAAAAUGGCACUUCGCCUACAGUACACCAAGAAAGACUCCUGCUUUUCGAACUCCAAUUGAUUUCGAAAACCCAAAUGAGUUGGAUGAAAUUGAGGCCCCAAAUGCACCGAAGCAACAGCGCUCUUACAGGUCGCGACUAAAUGGGAAGAAGCUCGCUGACAUAUCAGUGGCAUUAUUUGCUUCUCCAAAGAAGAUGGAAACAGAGGAAGUGUGAGAACAAGAGAAGCGUAUCGUAUAUAACACGGAUUUGUUGUUUGUUGUAGAUAGGAGGACGACUGGAGUUCUGGGUUUUAUCAGAUAUCGUUUUGGGCGUUCUCUGUACAUUGGUAGAAUAUUUACAGGUCAAAGUUUAUUCUUCAACCCUUGCAUUGAAGAUGGGGAUUGGCUUGUUUGUAUCUUUGUGAGUGUACAUGUGGGGUUAGCAAGAUAUUUGUUCAAGUGCAAUCUUUGCCCUUCUGAUUCGAUAAAGAAUGAAAAAAAAAAAAAAUCAUAGUGUACAUUUGCAUACGAUUUGUGCUUAAUAAAAUGAAGAAGGAUUGAUUCAUUUUA